Molecule: messenger RNA, 1186 nt
Organism: Triticum urartu
Lineage: Eukaryota; Viridiplantae; Streptophyta; Magnoliopsida; Poales; Poaceae
Biological process (GO): regulation of DNA-templated transcription
Cellular component (GO): nucleus
Source: RefSeq, a predicted model, not a curated record
GGAAAUUACAUGGAGGGAAUUGUAAUGCCCGAUUUGCAUGUUGCAACGUGUUUAUGCGCUGUGAUAAAAUGUGAGAAUAUCCAGAAAAUUAAUGUGGCAUUUUGGGCCUAAUGGCCCAGUUGAGCUACAACUCUCCUACCUACAAGAUCCAGAUACAUUUCCCUCAAAAAAAAAAAACAAGAUCAGACACACCCACGAACUGUCCAAACCGGCAAACCCCCGCCCCCUCCCCAAAUCGCCAAUCACCCGCCGCCGCCGCCGCCCAUGUCUCCGUCGUCCUCCUCCGACGAGGCCGCGAUCUCCUCCGUCUCGUCCGAGGACGACGACAUCAGCCUCCCGCCGUCACCUUCCCCGUCUCCCGAGCCCUCUCCCGAACCUUACGCGUCCUCCUCGGACGGCGCGGCCGAGGCGCCCGCGGCCAAGAAACCGCGACGACCGCGGACCGGCACCGAGGCGCGGCUGCGAAGGUGGCCGAGCGCCGACGAGGUGGUCCUCCUGGAGGCCGUCGUCGCGCACCGGGAGCGGCGCGGGCAGCUCCCCUCCCGCGACGACCUCGCGGCCGCCCUCGCCGGCCGCAUCCGGUUCAGCGGCGAGCAGGCCGCCGAGCGCGUGUCCAACCUGCGCAACCGAUACUACGGCUCCGUCCGGCGGCUCUCCCGCGGCACCGUCCCCGUCACGGACGACGACAUGAGGGUCUACAAGCUCUCCAAGCGCCUCUGGGAGGGCACGGUGGCGGACACGCUGGCGGAGAGGGCGCGGCGCCGGGAGCGUCGCGCCGCCGACAAGGCCGCGAGGCGCCACCACGAGCGGAGGGGCUUCGCGGAGCUCGAGGCGCUGUACCCCUGCCUCGCCGCGGAGGUGGACGCGAUCGCGUCUCGGCGGCCCUGCGGGGUGCUCAGGACGGCGUUCGGGAUGAUCGGCGACGAGAGGGCGGCGGCGCUGGAGGCCAGGGUCAGGAAGCAGCGGCGCGCGGAGCUGAAGGCCGGGAUGAAGCGCGCCGAGCUGAGGGACCAGGUGGCCAGGACGCUGCUCGAGUUCAUCGAAUGAUUUGAUUUCUUCCAGCAAAAAAAAAAGAAGUGAUUUUUCUUUUGCAGGUAGUACAUCCCUUUUUUUAAUAAUUCUUUGCUGGCAGUACAUGGUUAUUACUGAUUUCGCAAAUGGGAUUGCUAAGAAAACCAAGUCUCAA